Molecule: messenger RNA, 1335 nt
Organism: Triticum turgidum subsp. durum (durum wheat)
Lineage: Eukaryota; Viridiplantae; Streptophyta; Magnoliopsida; Poales; Poaceae
Source: the annotation of a GenBank genome assembly
AUGUACGGCGGCGACGAGGUCUCGGCCAUCGUCAUCGACGUGGGCUCCUACAGCUGCAAGGCCGGAUACGCGGGCGACGACACCCCCAAAUCCGUCUUCCCCUCGGUUGUUGGUUCAAUUGAACAAGCGGAAGAUACUGAUGAAGCUAAGCCAGAGAAGGAGGCUGACUCUGCAUCUGAUCCUAAGAAUGGAUCCAAGCCUAUGGAUGUGGACAAAGCCAAGACAAAACGCAAAUUUUAUGUAGGUCAAGAAUUAGAAUUCAGGAGGGAUCAUAUGGAGGUGAUCUCACCGAUGAAAGAUGGAACAGUUACAGAUUGGGAUGUUGUUGACAACAUAUGGAAUCAUGCUUUUAGACGGCGGCUAUUGAUCAAUCCUGAAGAGCAUCCUAUGCUCAUAGCGGAACCAUCUAUAAACAGUGCACAGCAAAGAGAGAAAGCAGCAGAACUUAUGUUUGAGAAGUACAAAGUGCCAGCACUGUUCCUAGCAAAAAAUGCGGUUCUCACAUCUUUUGCAUCUGGACGUGCUACAUCUCUAGUGGUUGACAGUGGUGGUGGGUCUACUGUGGUUUCUGCUGUGCAUGAUGGUUAUGUUUUGCAAAAGUCUGUGGCAACUUCUCCGAUAGGCGGUGAAUUUUUGACUGACUGUAUGAUGAAAAGCUUGGAGAGCAAGGGCGUUGUUAUCAGGCCCCGGUAUUCCUUCAAGAAGAAGGAAGUGAGCCCUGGAGAUUAUAAGGUUGUAGACCUUGAUUUUCCGAACACCACGGAUAGUUACAGGUUGUACCACAUGAGAGCUAUUGCUAGCGACAUCAAGGAGACGGUUUGUAGAGUUCCAGAUACUCCCUUCGAUGAAGUGGCAUAUGCAAAUGUUCCCACAACUUCAUACGAGCUUCCAGACGGGCAAACUAUUGAAGUUGGUGCAGAGAGAUUCAAGAUUCCUGACAUUUUGUUCAACCCAUUCCUUUCUCAGGAACAGAACAAGUUCAUUGCUUCUUCAGUAGAUGCUAUCAACAACAACAACAACAACAAAGCCGUCCUUGAAAGUGUAAAUAGGUGUGAUGUUGACAUUCGCAAGGAGCUACUCAGCAGCAUCUUGCUUUCUGGUGGCUCAUCAUCAAUUCUGCAGUUAAAGGACCGUCUAGAAAAAGAAGUACUGGAGGAGUCCCCUCAAAAUGCUCGGGUAAAGGUUUUGGCAAGUGGAAAUUCAACGGAGAGGCGAUUCAGUGUCUGGAUUGGAGGGAGCAUCCUUGCAUCCCUUGGGUCGUUCCAGCAAAUGUGGUUCUCCAAGGCAGAGUACGAAGAGCACGGCGUUUCCUAUAUCCAGAGGAAAUGCCCAUGA